GCAACCUUAAACAAACGGUACAUUUAAAAAAAAGGUUCUAAAAAAAUUGCACUUUUUUUACAGAUUGUUUGCGUUUGUUUUUUUUUACUGCGAAAAAGACAAAAUCCUUAGCAGGAUGGCCUUAAAAAUAGAUGAAAUCAUGGACUUGUCCUUGGAUGAUUACAUUGCCAUUUCGAAAAAGUCCACAAACAAUAAUGCCGUUACAAACCACAGCAACAACAACAACAAUAAUCAUGAAAUGAACAACAAGCUCAAUGAUGCGAAGUUUGGUCGCCGAAAAGGCAAUAUAGACGACGAGGAGGAAGAUGAAGAUGAACUUUUGAUUACAACAACUAAGGAAGAGUUAAAUGAGGAUGUGGUUAUAGAGGAAAUUGACACGGGUAUUUGGAAAGGUCCCGAUUCUUCUAUAUCCUAUUUAGAUUGCAAUUCUCAGCAAAAUGAUCUAAGGGAUAAACUAAAUAGCAGUAAUAAUAGAAAUGGCAAUCUACAAGUCAGCUCGGUGCAAUAUCGCAUGAUGGCACCCAACAAUGCGGCCAAUAGACCACGUGGUAUUCCUACACUACUGCCAUUAGAUGUGCAGGUGAAUAAUAACAGAAACUGGAUAAACUAUAGAAACAAUAGAAAAGGUAAUCGUGGAGGAAAUCGUGGUUACAAUAAUUUUCGCAGAGGAUUUAAUAAUAAUGGUGGUGGUAACAACUUUAAUGAAUCCAAUGUUAGUUCUGGUGUGGGAGGUGUUAUUAAUGGUCGUGUUCAAAGGAAUCGUAAACAGGAUUUUGAAAGCAAAAAUCUUCGUUUCUCUGUGGGCAGAAACAAUAACAACAACAGCCCUAAUCAAAAUUCUAACACUGGCAUACAUAAGCCAGCACAAAACAUGAUUAUUGAAACUCCCAGUAAUUAUAUAAAUCUAGUACCCAGUCCACCAUUAAAUUCUAGUUUUAAGAUUCCCCAACAUUCAACACCUGAACGCAGUAAUAACACUAGUGGUGGCUCACAAUCAUUUCCAAUUGGCAAUUUAACUCCUCAAGCUGAAGCAGCUUUAAAUUUAAAUUCAAGUGUUAUACAAAACUCAACAGCUGUAUCACCUACUGGUAGCAGUAAUGAAAGUCUGAAGAGUUUGUUGGGUUUCCAGGGAAAUGUUUCGGGUGAAAUGAUGCCAGUCUUUGCUUCGCGUUUAAUGGAUUUCCUUCAAAGUGGUUUACAGAAUCCAGCCGUUCAUAAACCGGUGUAUGAUAUGAAAAUUCAAAAGGAUAUACAUGAAAUACAGAAAAAACCUUUACUUUAUAAAUGCCCUGGCGGUGAAGUUGUUAGUUCUGAUGGUGCUGGUGUAAAUUGCAAAAUUAUACCACGUACUAGUGGUGUAUCAUUAAAUUGUCGCUUUGCUUAAUGUAACUAACGUCUUAUGUUUAAAAGUUUUGAUACUCGAAUGAAUUUCUUAUUUUAUUAUUUUCUUAACUUUAUGAAGAUUUUUGUUUAUGAACAAAAUGUUUUUUAUUAUAUAAAUGCUCGAUGCAUUUUAAAGUAUAAUUUUAAAAAAUAUAACUGUAAGAAAUACAAUUGAAUUGAAUUUCUAUUUAAUUUUAUCAUUAAAAUAUUUUUUUUUUUAAUUCUUAAAUAAAUGCC
Molecule: messenger RNA, 1620 nt
Organism: Lucilia sericata (common green bottle fly)
Lineage: Eukaryota; Metazoa; Arthropoda; Insecta; Diptera; Calliphoridae
Exons: 4
Coding region: 116-1384 (422 amino acids)
Source: RefSeq, a predicted model, not a curated record